AUGUCCCAGGAUAGAAUUUUGUUAGAUUUAGACGUAGUUAACCAAAGGUUAAUUCUCUUCAAUUCUGCUUUUCCCUCUGAUGCUAUUGAAGCGCCCUUCCACUUUAGCAACAAGGAAUCAACUUCUGAGAAUUUAGACAAUUUAGCAGGAACUAUACUACAUAGCCGUUCCAUCACUGGUCAUGUUUUCCUUUACAAACAUAUUUUUUUAGAGAUAGUGGCACGUUGGAUAAAGGACUCCAAAAAAAAAGAUUACGUUCUUGUAAUUGAAAAGUUGGCAAGUAUAAUUACAAUAUUUCCCGUUGCAAUGCCAUUAAUUGAAGACUAUUUAGAUAAAGAGAAUGAUCAUUUCAUCACUAUUCUUCAAAAUCCAUCCACACAAAAGGAUUCCGACAUGUUUAAAAUACUAUUAGCAUACUAUAGGUUACUAUAUCACAAUAAAGAAGUAUUUGCACGCUUCAUUCAACCCGACAUUUUAUACCAACUUGUGGAUUUACUCACCAAAGAACAAGAAAAUCAGGUUGUUAUAUUUCUAGCAUUAAAGGUUUUAUCUUUAUACUUAGACAUGGGAGAAAAAACAUUAAACGAUAUGCUCGACACUUAUAUAAAAUCACGCGAUUCAUUGUUGGGCCAUUUUGAGGGCGAUUCUGGAAUUGAUUACAGCUUCCUCGAACUGAACGAAGCUAAGAGAUGUGCAAAUUUCUCUAAACUACCCAGUGUUCCAGAAUGUUUCACUAUAGAAAAAAAAUCUAGCUACUUCAUUAUUGAGCCUCAGGAUUUGAGUACUAAGGUCGCGUCAAUCUGUGGCGUUAUCGUCCCUAAGGUCCACACUAUCCACGACAAAGUAUUCUACCCAUUAACCUUUGUCCCUACUCAUAAAACGGUUUCCUCUCUUCGUCAACUCGGGAGAAAGAUUCAAAAUUCAACUCCAAUAAUGCUCAUUGGAAAAGCGGGAUCCGGUAAAACCUUUUUAAUCAAUGAGCUAAGUAAAUAUAUGGGUUGCCAUGACUCCAUUGUGAAAAUUCAUUUAGGUGAACAAACUGAUGCCAAGUUACUGAUUGGUACUUAUACCUCUGGUGACAAGCCAGGCACGUUUGAAUGGAGAGCUGGUGUUCUCGCUACCGCGGUCAAAGAAGGGAGAUGGGUACUUAUAGAAGACAUAGAUAAAGCUCCUACAGAUGUUUUAUCAAUACUUUUAUCGCUUUUAGAAAAGCGCGAACUAACCAUUCCAUCCAGAGGAGAGACUGUAAAGGCUGCAAAUGGUUUCCAGUUAAUAUCAACUGUUAGAAUAAACGAAGAUCAUCAGAAGGAUAGUUCCAAUAAGAUCUAUAACUUGAAUAUGAUUGGUAUGAGAAUCUGGAAUGUUAUUGAAUUAGAGGAACCUAGCGAAGAGGAUUUGACACACAUUUUAGCCCAAAAGUUUCCCAUUUUGACCAACCUUAUCCCCAAACUAAUCGAUUCAUACAAAAACGUCAAAAGUAUUUAUAUGAACACCAAGUUCAUUUCAUUGAACAAGGGGGCACACACAAGAGUUGUAUCUGUAAGAGAUUUAAUUAAGCUGUGCGAAAGGUUAGACAUCCUAUUCAAAAACAAUGGCAUCAACAAACCUGACCAACUAAUCCAGUCUUCUGUCUACGACAGUAUUUUCUCCGAAGCCGCCGACUGUUUCGCUGGCGCUAUUGGAGAAUUCAAAGCUUUGGAACCUAUUAUACAAGCAAUCGGCGAGUCAUUAGACAUUGCUUCCUCAAGGAUUUCGUUAUUUUUGACCCAACAUGUGCCCACUUUGGAAAACCUUGAUGAUAGCAUUAAAAUUGGAAGAGCCGUAUUACUUAAGGAAAAGCUAAAUAUACAAAAAAAAUCAAUGAACAGCACAUUGUUCGCAUUUACGAAUCAUUCUUUAAGACUAAUGGAACAGAUUUCUGUUUGUAUACAGAUGACUGAACCUGUUUUACUAGUCGGUGAAACGGGUACCGGGAAAACUACAGUCGUUCAACAACUUGCUAAGAUGUUAGCAAAAAAAUUAACGGUAAUCAAUGUUUCACAACAAACAGAAACUGGUGAUCUUCUUGGUGGGUACAAACCCGUAAAUUCUAAAACAGUUGCAGUUCCUAUACAAGAAAAUUUUGAAACUCUUUUUAAUGCUACAUUUUCCUUAAAGAAGAACGAGAAGUUUCACAAGAUGCUACAUAGGUGCUUCAACAAGAAUCAAUGGAAGAACGUUGUUAAACUUUGGAACGAAGCGUACAAAAUGGCUCAAAGCAUAUUAAAAAUUACAAACACUGAAAAUGAAAACGAAAAUGCAAAGAAGAAGAAAAGAAGACUCAAUACUCAUGAAAAAAAAUUGUUACUUGACAAAUGGGCUGACUUCAAUGACUCAGUGAAGAAGUUUGAGGCCCAGUCUAGCUCUAUUGAAAACUCGUUUGUCUUCAAUUUUGUCGAGGGUUCUUUGGUAAAGACUAUCAGGGCUGGGGAGUGGCUAUUGCUCGAUGAAGUGAAUUUAGCAACCGCAGAUACCUUAGAAAGUAUUUCUGACCUUCUCACCGAGCCUGAUUCUCGUAGUAUUCUUCUUUCAGAAAAGGGUGACGCUGAGCCUAUAAAAGCUCACCCCGAUUUUAGAAUAUUUGCUUGUAUGAACCCCGCUACUGAUGUUGGUAAAAGAGACUUACCUAUGGGUAUCAGAUCAAGAUUUACCGAAAUAUAUGUACAUUCUCCGGAACGUGAUAUUACUGAUUUGCUUUCCAUAAUUGAUAAAUAUAUUGGAAAGUACAGCGUCAGCGAUGAAUGGGUAGGAAAUGACAUCGCUGAACUUUACCUUGAAGCCAAAAAACUCUCCGAUAACAAUACUAUAGUUGAUGGCUCAAACCAAAAACCACACUUUAGUAUCCGUACCCUGACGCGUACAUUGCUUUAUGUUACUGAUAUUAUUCAUAUCUACGGUCUACGCCGUUCCCUGUAUGAUGGAUUCUGUAUGAGUUUUUUGACUUUACUGGACCAAAAAUCUGAGGCCAUUCUGAAGCCAGUAAUAGAAAAAUUCACAUUGGGGAGGCUAAAAAAUGUCAAGUCAAUCAUGUCACAGACACCUCCCUCUCCAGGACCAGAUUAUGUUCAGUUUAAGCAUUAUUGGAUGAAAAAGGGCCCUAAUACAAUUCAAGAACAAGCUCACUAUAUCAUUACGCCUUUUGUUGAAAAGAAUAUGAUGAAUUUGGUAAGAGCUACAUCAGGCAAAAGAUUUCCUGUGCUUAUUCAAGGUCCAACUUCAUCGGGAAAAACCAGUAUGAUCAAAUAUCUUGCGGAUAUAACGGGCCAUAAGUUUGUCCGUAUAAAUAACCAUGAGCAUACAGAUUUACAGGAAUAUUUAGGUACAUAUGUUACCGAUGAUACCGGAAAGCUGUCGUUUAAGGAAGGUGUUUUAGUCGAGGCACUACGAAAAGGAUAUUGGAUUGUUUUGGAUGAAUUAAAUCUUGCCCCAACCGAUGUUUUAGAAGCCUUAAAUAGGUUACUUGACGAUAACAGAGAACUUUUUAUUCCAGAAACACAAGAAGUUGUACAUCCUCAUCCUGAUUUCCUUCUUUUUGCUACCCAGAAUCCACCUGGGAUAUACGGUGGCCGUAAAAUUCUUUCAAGAGCUUUUAGGAAUCGUUUUCUGGAGUUGCACUUCGACGAUAUUCCGCAAGAUGAAUUAGAAAUUAUCCUACGUGAGCGCUGCCAAAUUGCCCCAUCAUAUGCAAAGAAAAUCGUUGAAGUAUACCGCCAAUUAUCCAUCGAACGUUCCGCUUCAAGGUUGUUCGAACAGAAAAAUAGUUUUGCAACUCUACGUGAUCUUUUCCGCUGGGCUUUAAGGGACGCAGUGGGAUAUGAGCAGCUUGCUGCCAGUGGCUAUAUGCUUCUUGCAGAAAGGUGCAGAACUCCACAAGAAAAAGUUACAGUCAAAAAGACUUUAGAAAAAGUAAUGAAAGUUAAAUUAGAUAUGGACCAAUAUUAUGCAAGUCUGGAAGAUAAAUCCUUAGAAGCCAUUGGCUCUGUUACUUGGACAAAAGGAAUGCGCCGACUAUCCGUCUUAGUUUCUAGUUGUUUAAAGAAUAAGGAGCCAGUACUACUGGUAGGUGAAACUGGGUGCGGCAAAACAACAAUUUGCCAAUUAUUGGCGCAAUUCAUGGGUCGAGAACUGAUCACACUAAAUGCCCAUCAAAACACAGAAACUGGAGACAUAUUAGGUGCUCAAAGACCUGUUCGUAACAGGUCUGAAAUUCAAUAUAAGCUAAUAAAAUCCUUAAAAACAGCAUUGAAUAUUGCUAAUGACCAAGAUGUAGACUUGAAAGAGUUAUUACAGCUAUAUUCUAAGUCAGAUAAUAAAAAUAUAGCCGAAGAUGUUCAACUGGAAAUACAAAAGCUGAGGGAUAGUUUGAAUGUUUUAUUUGAAUGGAGUGACGGGCCUCUGAUUCAAGCUAUGAGGACGGGAAAUUUUUUUCUACUUGAUGAAAUAUCGCUAGCAGAUGAUUCCGUUCUUGAAAGACUAAAUAGUGUUUUGGAGCCAGAAAGGAGUUUGUUGUUAGCAGAACAGGGUUCAUCCGAUAGCCUUGUAACGGCUUCAGAAAACUUUCAAUUCUUCGCAACCAUGAACCCUGGUGGAGAUUACGGUAAAAAAGAAUUAUCUCCAGCGUUAAGAAAUAGAUUUACUGAAAUAUGGGUACCAUCCAUGGAAGAUUUCAACGAUGUAAACAUGAUCGUAUCCUCAAGGCUUUUAGAGGACUUGAAAGAUCUUGCUAAUCCAAUUGUGAAAUUCUCUGAAUGGUUUGGCAAGAAGCUGGGAGGCGGAAAUGCAACAAGUGGUGUCAUUUCUUUACGUGACAUACUUGCAUGGGUUGAAUUUAUUAAUAAAGUGUUUCCGAAAAUACAGAACAAGUCAACUGCCUUAAUUCAAGGUGCCUCAAUGGUUUUUAUUGACGCCCUUGGUACAAAUAACACUGCUUACUUAGCUGAAAACGAAAAUGAUUUAAAGUCACUUAGAACAGAAUGUAUUAUACAACUAUUGAAACUAUGUGGUGACGAUUUGGAACUACAACAAAUUGAAACGAACGAAAUUAUUGUGACUCAGGAUGAAUUACAAGUCGGAAUGUUCAAAAUACCAAGAUUUCCAGAUGCUCAGUCUUCAUCCUUUAACUUAACCGCCCCCACUACUGCCUCAAACUUAGUAAGGGUUGUACGGGCUAUGCAAGUACACAAGCCAAUUUUACUUGAAGGUAGUCCAGGUGUUGGUAAAACAAGUUUAAUCACCGCUCUUGCCAAUAUUACAGGAAAUAAGCUUACAAGAAUCAAUUUGUCUGAACAAACGGAUCUAGUAGAUCUUUUCGGUGCAGACGCUCCUGGUGAGCGAAGUGGUGAAUUUUUAUGGCACGAUGCUCCGUUUUUAAGAGCAAUGAAGAAAGGUGAGUGGGUUUUAUUAGAUGAAAUGAAUUUAGCCUCCCAAUCCGUCCUAGAAGGGUUGAAUGCCUGUUUAGAUCAUCGAGGCGAAGCGUAUAUCCCCGAGUUGGACAUAUCGUUUUCCUGCCACCCCAAUUUUCUGGUCUUUGCUGCUCAAAAUCCUCAGUAUCAAGGUGGUGGUAGGAAAGGUCUUCCUAAAUCUUUCGUUAAUCGAUUUAGCGUGGUAUUUAUUGACAUGCUUACAUCUGAUGAUCUCCUUUUGAUUGCAAAACACUUAUAUCCAAGUAUUGAGCCAGAUAUCAUCGCGAAAAUGAUUAAGUUAAUGUCUACUUUAGAGGAUCAAGUCUGUAAAAGAAAACUUUGGGGUAAUUCUGGUUCACCAUGGGAGUUCAAUUUGAGAGAUACAUUGCGUUGGCUAAAGUUACUCAACCAAUAUUCGAUUUGCGAAGAUGUGGACGUGUUUGACUUUGUUGAUAUAAUCGUUAAGCAGAGGUUCCGUACUAUCAGCGAUAAGAAUAAAGCACAGCUUCUCAUUGAAGAUAUUUUUGGUAAAUUCUCAACUAAAGAGAACUUUUUCAAACUUACAGAAGACUAUGUUCAAAUUAACAACGAGGUAGCUCUAAGAAAUCCCCAUUACCGCUAUCCAAUUACCCAGAAUCUUUUCCCAUUAGAGUGCAAUGUCGCCGUUUAUGAAUCUGUUUUGAAAGCAAUCAACAAUAAUUGGCCGUUGGUACUUGUUGGGCCCUCAAACUCCGGUAAAACGGAAACGAUAAGAUUUUUAGCUUCAAUCUUGGGUCCCAGAGUAGACGUGUUUUCCAUGAAUAGUGAUAUAGAUAGUAUGGAUAUCCUUGGUGGUUAUGAACAAGUUGAUUUGACUAGACAAAUAUCAUAUAUCACUGAGGAGUUAACAAAUAUCGUAAGAGAAAUAAUCUCGAUGAAUAUGAAGCUCUCACCAAAUGCUACCGCAAUCAUGGAAGGUUUGAACUUAUUGAAAUAUUUGCUCAAUAAUAUCGUCACACCUGAGAAAUUCCAAGAUUUCAGAAAUCGUUUUAAUAGGUUCUUUUCGCACUUAGAAGGGCAUCCCCUAUUAAAAACUAUGAGUAUGAAUAUUGAAAAAAUGACUGAAAUCAUCACUAAGGAAGCUUCGGUUAAAUUUGAAUGGUUUGAUGGCAUGUUGGUCAAAGCAGUUGAAAAGGGCCAUUGGCUAAUCUUAGAUAAUGCUAAUCUUUGUUCUCCUUCUGUUCUUGAUAGACUGAACUCUCUAUUGGAGAUAGACGGGUCGCUGCUCAUCAAUGAAUGUAGCCAAGAAGAUGGCCAACCAAGGGUUCUCAAACCCCACCCUAACUUCAGAUUAUUUUUGACCAUGGAUCCAAAAUAUGGUGAAUUAUCCCGAGCUAUGAGAAACAGAGGUGUGGAGAUUUAUAUCGACGAAUUGCACAGUCGUUCUACAGCCUUCGAUCGCCUCACCCUAGGCUUUGAACUUGGAGAGAAUAUAGACUUUGUUUCUAUUGAUGAUGGCAUCAAAAAAAUAAAACUAAAUGAACCUGAUAUGUCGAUACCAUUAAAACACUAUGUUCCAUCCUAUUUAAGCAGACCAUGCAUAUUUGCACAAGUACAUGAUAUUUUAUUAUUAUCUGACGAAGAACCAAUUGAAGAAUCUCUUGCUGCUGUUAUUCCGAUUUCCCAUUUAGGGGAAGUUGGUAAAUGGGCCAAUAAUGUAUUGAAUUGCACGGAGUACUCAGAAAAAAAGAUCGCAGAAAGGCUUUAUGUUUUUAUAACAUUUUUGACUGAUAUGGGUGUCUUAGAAAAGAUUAAUAACCUAUACAAACCUGCAAACCUAAAAUUCCAGAAGGCUUUGGGGCUGCAUGAUAAGCAAUUGACAGAGGAAACUGUCUCGCUUACCUUGAACGAAUAUGUUCUUCCAACAGUCAGCAAGUAUUCAGAUAAGAUCAAAUCUCCAGAGUCGUUAUACUUAUUAUCAAGUUUACGUCUGCUACUCAACUCUUUGAACGCUCUCAAAUUAAUCAAUGAAAAAUCAACUCAUGGUAAAAUUGACGAACUGACGUAUAUUGAAUUAUCUGCGGCUGCCUUUAACGGUCGCCAUUUGAAGAAUAUUCCUCGCAUUCCAAUAUUCUGUAUUCUCUACAAUAUUUUAACAGUAAUGUCUGAAAACCUUAAGACGGAAAGUUUAUUUUGCGGCUCCAACCAAUAUCAAUAUUAUUGGGAUUUACUGGUAAUUGUAAUUGCAGCAUUAGAAACCGCCGUUACAAAGGAUGAAGCACGUCUAAGAGUAUAUAAGGAGUUGAUAGAUAGCUGGAUUGCGUCCGUAAAAUCCAAAUCAGACAUUGAGAUAACUCCCUUCCUUAACAUCAAUUUGGAAUUUACCGAUGUUUUACAGUUGUCGAGGGGCCACUCCAUAACUUUACUAUGGGAUAUAUUCAGAAAAAAUUAUCCGACAACCUCCAACAGCUGGCUAGCUUUCGAAAAGCUCAUUAAUUUAUCUGAAAAAUUUGACAAAGUACGUCUGCUCCAAUUUUCUGAAUCAUACAAUUCCAUUAAGGAUUUGAUGGACGUUUUCCGGUUGCUAAAUGAUGAUGUGUUGAAUAAUAAAUUAAGUGAGUUUAAUCUCUUGCUAUCAAAGUUAGAAGAUGGUAUAAAUGAAUUGGAACUAAUUUCAAAUAAGUUUUUAAACAAAAGAAAACAUUAUUUUGCUGACGAAUUUGACAAUUUGAUCAGAUAUACCUUCUCAGUUGACACAGCCGAGCUAAUAAAAGAACUUGCUCCCGCUUCUUCUUUAGCCACGCAAAAACUUACAAAACUUAUUACCAACAAAUACAAUUAUCCGCCUAUCUUUGAUGUUCUUUGGACAGAAAAAAAUGCUAAAUUGACUUCCUUUACUUCUACCAUAUUUUCAUCCCAGUUUCUCGAAGAUGUCGUUCGUAAAUCUAAUAAUUUGAAAUCAUUUUCGGGAAAUCAGAUCAAACAAUCUAUUAGUGACGCAGAAUUGCUACUUUCCUCCACUAUCAAGUGUUCACCUAACCUACUUAAGAGCCAAAUGGAGUACUAUAAAAAUAUGUUACUGUCAUGGCUCAGAAAAGUUAUUGAUAUUCACGUCGGCGGGGACUGCUUGAAAUUGACUUUGAAAGAACUUUGCUCUCUCAUAGAAGAAAAAACUGCUUCAGAGACACGCGUGACUUUUGCAGAAUACAUCUUUCCCGCUCUAGAUUUGGCUGAAAGUUCGAAAUCAUUAGAAGAACUGGGAGAAGCUUGGAUCACAUUUGGUACAGGUUUGCUUCUGCUAUUCGUCCCAGAUUCUCCCUAUGAUCCGGCAAUACACGAUUACGUUUUAUAUGAUUUAUUUUUGAAGACAAAGACAUUUUCUCAAAACCUAAUGAAAAGUUGGAGAAAUGUUCGUAAAGUAAUCAGUGGCGAUGAGGAGAUUUUCACAGAAAAACUUAUCAAUACCAUAAGCGAUGACGACGCACCUCAAUCCCCUAGGGUAUAUCGUACAGGCAUGUCUAUUGACUCUUUAUUUGAUGAAUGGAUGGCAUUUUUGUCGUCAACUAUGAGUUCUCGUCAAAUAAAAGAGCUAGUGAGUUCCUACAAGUGCAAUUCAGAUCAAUCGGAUCGUAGAUUAGAAAUGCUCCAACAAAAUAGUGCACAUUUUUUGAAUCGUCUCGAAAGCGGUUAUUCAAAAUUUGCUGAUUUAAAUGAUAUCCUCGCGGGAUAUAUUUACAGUAUCAACUUUGGCUUUGAUUUAUUGAAGCUUCAAAAAUCUAAGGAUAGAGCAUCAUUCCAAAUUUCUCCUUUAUGGAGUAUGGACCCUAUCAAUAUUUCAUGCGCAGAGAAUGUUUUAAGCGCUUAUCAUGAGCUGUCAAGGUUCUUCAAAAAGGGUGAUAUGGAAGAUACUUCGAUUGAAAAGGUUUUGAUGUACUUCUUGACGCUGUUUAAGUUCCAUAAGAGGGAUACAAAUUUACUGGAAAUUUUUGAGGCUGCUUUGUAUACUCUGUAUUCAAGAUGGUCUGUGAGACGUUUCAGACAGGAGCAGGAGGAAAACGAAAAGUCAAAUAUGUUCAAAUUCAAUGAUAAUUCAGAUGAUUACGAGGCAGACUUUAGAAAGCUGUUUCCAGAUUAUGAGGACACAGCUUUGGUAACUAAUGAAAAAGAUAUUUCGAGUCCUGAAAAUCUUGAUGACAUCUAUUUCAAGCUUGCCGACACAUAUAUCUCGGUAUUUGACAAAGAUCAUGACGCCAACUUUUCUUCUGAGUUGAAGAGCGGUGCGAUAAUAACAACAAUUUUGAGUGAAGAUUUAAAAAACACCAGGAUAGAAGAGUUGAAAAGCGGAUCGUUGUCUGCUGUGAUUAAUACACUUGAUGCAGAAACACAAUCUUUCAAAAACACGGAAGUUUUUGGUAAUAUCGAUUUUUACCACGAUUUCUCUAUUCCGGAGUUUCAAAAAGCAGGUGAUAUCAUUGAAACUGUGCUUAAGUCAGUCUUGAAAUUGUUGAAGCAGUGGCCAGAACAUGCCACCCUCAAAGAAUUAUAUCGAGUUUCCCAAGAAUUUUUAAACUACCCCAUUAAAACACCCUUAGCAAGACAGCUUCAAAAGAUCGAACAAAUAUAUACAUACCUAGCUGAAUGGGAAAAAUACGCUUCCUCGGAAGUAUCCCUGAAUAACACCGUUAAACUGAUUACAGAUUUGAUAGUUUCAUGGAGAAAACUAGAAUUACGCACCUGGAAAGGUCUUUUCAACUCGGAAGACGCAAAAACCAGAAAAUCUAUUGGAAAAUGGUGGUUUUAUUUGUACGAGUCAAUUGUCAUUUCAAAUUUUGUUAGUGAAAAGAAGGAAACGGCCCCUAACGCUACACUUUUGGUAAGCUCACUUAACUUAUUUUUUAGUAAGAGUACAUUGGGCGAAUUCAACGCCAGGCUAGAUCUUGUAAAAGCAUUCUACAAGCACAUUCAACUAAUUGGAUUGAGGAGCUCGAAGAUAGCGGGCUUGCUCCAUAAUACUAUAAAAUUCUAUUAUCAGUUCAAACCAUUAAUUGAUGAGCGGAUUACGAAUGGAAAAAAGAGUCUGGAAAAAGAAAUUGACGAUAUAAUUCUUUUAGCCAGUUGGAAAGAUGUUAACGUUGAUGCCCUGAAACAAAGUUCUCGUAAGUCUCAUAACAACCUUUACAAAAUUGUCAGAAAAUACCGUGAUUUGCUAAAUGGGGAUGCGAAAACCAUUAUUGAGGCCGGUCUUUUGUAUUCCAACGAAAAUAAACUAAAACUCCCUACUUUAAAACAACAUUUUUACGAAGACCCCAACUUAGAGGCUUCGAAAAAUUUGGUGAAAGAAAUUUCUACUUGGAGUAUGAGAGCUGCGCCAUUAAGGAAUAUUGACACGGUAGCAAGUAACAUGGACUCCUACUUGGAAAAGAUAUCAUCACAGGAAUUCCCUAACUUCGCAGAUUUAGCAUCGGACUUUUAUGCUGAAGCUGAAAGGUUACGUAAGGAAACCCCUAAUGUAUAUACAAAGGAGAACAAAAAGAGGUUGGCAUACUUGAAGACUCAAAAAAGUAAACUUUUAGGUGAUGCAUUGAAAGAAUUGAGAAGAAUCGGUUUAAAAGUCAAUUUUAGGGAAGACAUUCAAAAAGUUCAAUCUUCUACAACAACUAUUUUGGCAAACAUUGCCCCUUUCAAUAAUGAAUAUUUAAAUUCGUCAGACGCAUUCUUUUUCAAAAUCCUUGACCUUUUACCCAAGCUGAGAAGCGCUGCAUCGAAUCCAAGUGAUGAUAUCCCUGUUGCUGCUAUAGAAAGAGGUAUGGCACUCGCACAGAGUUUGAUGUUUUCCCUGAUUACAGUUCGUCACCCUCUAUCAGAGUUCACGAAUGAUUACUGUAAGAUUAAUGGUAUGAUGUUAGACCUAGAACACUUUACUUGCUUAAAGGGCGAUAUUGUUCAUUCUUCAUUAAAAGCGAAUGUAGAUAAUGUCAGAUUGUUUGAAAAGUGGCUGCCUUCUUUGUUAGACUAUGCCGCACAGACCUUGUCUGUUAUUUCGAAAUACUCAGCAACUUCAGAACAACAAAAGAUCUUGUUAGAUGCAAAAUCGACCUUAUCUUCGUUUUUCGUACACUUCAAUUCCAGUCGAAUUUUUGAUUCUUCAUUUAUCGAGUCAUAUUCUAGAUUUGAGUUAUUCAUUAAUGAAUUAUUGAAGAAGCUUGAAAAUGCAAAGGAGACAGGGAACGCUUUCGUUUUUGAUAUCAUUAUAGAGUGGAUCAAAGCAAAUAAAGGGGGUCCUAUUAAAAAGGAACAGAAGAGAGGCCCUUCGGUGGAAGAUGUUGAACAGGCUUUCCGCCGUACUUUCACAUCUAUUAUAUUAUCUUUCCAGAAGGUAAUUGGAGAUGGAAUUGAAUCUAUAUCCGAAACUGAUGAUAACUGGUUAUCAGCUAGCUUCAAGAAAGUUAUGGUAAACGUUAAACUAUUACGAUCCAGUGUUGUUUCUAAAAAUAUAGAGACAGCAUUAUCCUUGUUGAAGGACUUUGAUUUUACCACUACUGAAUCAAUUUACGUUAAAUCAGUUAUAUCCUUUACACUACCGGUAAUCACACGUUAUUACAACGCAAUGACCGUGGUUCUUGAAAGAUCUAGAAUCUACUACACGAACACAAGUCGUGGUAUGUACAUUCUAUCGACGAUAUUGCAUAGCUUAGCCAAAAAUGGGUUCUGUUCUCCGCAGCCACCAUCUGAAGAAGUUGACGACAAAAACUUGCAAGAGGGUACAGGCUUGGGAGACGGUGAAGGUGCUCAAAAUAACAAUAAAGACGUCGAACAAGACGAAGAUUUGACUGAGGAUGCACAAAACGAAAACAAAGAACAACAAGAUAAAGAUGAGAGGGAUGACGAGAAUGAAGAUGAUGCAGUUGAGAUGGAGGGCGAUAUGGCUGGUGAAUUGGAAGAUUUGUCUAAUGGUGAAGAAAAUGAUGAUGAAGAUACUGAUAGCGAAGAAGAAGAAUUAGAUGAAGAAAUUGAUGACCUGAAUGAAGAUGACCCCAACGCUAUUGAUGAUAAAAUGUGGGAUGAUAAGGCAAGUGAUAAUUCAAAAGAAAAAGAUACAGACCAGAAUUUAGAUGGAAAAAAUCAAGAGGAAGAUGUACAAGCUGCUGAAAAUGACGAACAACAGCGGGAUAACAAGGAAGGAGGGGAUGAGGACCCAAAUGCACCUGAAGAUGGCGAUGAGGAAAUUGAAAACGAUGAAAAUGCAGAAGAGGAAAACGACGUUGGUGAACAGGAGGACGAAGUUAAAGAUGAAGAAGGCGAGGAUUUGGAGGCUAAUGUUCCUGAAAUCGAAACCCUAGACCUUCCUGAAGAUAUGAAUUUAGAUUCAGAGCAUGAAGAAUCAGACGAAGAUGUUGAUAUGUCAGAUGGAAUGCCUGAUGACCUAAACAAGGAAGAGGUUGGAAACGAAGACGAAGAAGUCAAACAAGAAUCCGGUAUCGAAAGUGAUAAUGAAAACGACGAACCUGGUCCUGAGGAAGAUGCCGGCGAGACAGAAACAGCUCUUGACGAAGAAGAAGGUGCUGAAGAGGAUGUGGAUAUGACUAAUGAUGAGGGAAAGGAAGACGAAGAAAAUGGCCCAGAAGAGCAAGCCAUGUCUGAUGAAGAAGAGUUAAAGCAAGAUGCUGCUAUGGAAGAAAACAAAGAGAAAGGAGGUGAGCAGAAUACAGAAGGUCUUGAUGGCGUUGAGGAAAAGGCUGAUACUGAAGACAUCGAUCAAGAAGCUGCCGUUCAACAAGAUUCUGGAUCCAAAGGUGCUGGUGCUGAUGCUACGGACACACAAGAACAGGACGAUGUUGGAGGUUCAGGAACGACUCAGAAUACCUAUGAAGAAGAUCAAGAAGAUGUGACAAAGAAUAAUGAAGAAUCACGCGAAGAGGCUACGGCUGCUUUAAAGCAACUAGGUGAUAGCAUGAAAGAAUAUCAUAGACGUCGUCAAGAUAUAAAAGAAGCACAAACUAAUGGCGAAGAGGACGAAAAUUUGGAAAAAAACAAUGAACGUCCCGAUGAAUUUGAACAUGUUGAGGGUGCAAAUACUGAAACAGAUACGCAAGCUUUAGGUUCUGCAACACAGGAUCAAUUACAAACCAUUGAUGAAGACAUGGCCAUUGAUGAUGAUAGGGAGGAGCAAGAAGUGGACCAGAAAGAGUUAGUAGAAGACGCCGAUGAUGAAAAAAUGGAUAUUGAUGAAGAAGAGAUGCUAUCUGAUAUCGACGCGCAUGACGCUAACAAUGACGUUGACAGCAAAAAGUCAGGAUUCAUCGGUAAAAGAAAGAGUGAGGAAGAUUUUGAGAACGAACUUUCAAAUGAACACUUCUCGGCUGAUCAAGAGGAUGACAGUGAAAUACAAUCUUUAAUUGAAAACAUUGAGGAUAAUCCACCUGAUGCAAGUGCUAGUUUGACACCGGAAAGAUCGUUAGAAGAAUCCCGUGAAUUGUGGCAUAAAAGUGAAAUUUCGACCGCCGAUUUAGUAUCACGUCUUGGAGAACAAUUAAGACUAAUCUUGGAACCUACCUUGGCUACAAAGCUGAAGGGUGAUUACAAAACAGGUAAGAGACUGAAUAUGAAACGGAUCAUUCCAUAUAUUGCCUCACAAUUCCGUAAAGAUAAAAUCUGGUUGAGAAGAACUAAACCAAGCAAACGUCAGUAUCAAAUAAUGAUUGCGCUUGAUGAUUCUAAGUCUAUGAGCGAAUCUAAAUGCGUUAAACUCGCUUUUGAUAGUUUAUGCUUGGUCUCCAAGACGUUAACUCAGCUAGAGGCUGGAGGGUUAUCUAUUGUCAAAUUCGGUGAAAAUAUUAAAGAAGUUCACUCAUUUGACCAACAAUUUAGUAACGAAUCUGGCGCAAGAGCUUUUCAAUGGUUUGGUUUCCAAGAAACUAAAACAGACGUUAAGAAACUUGUGGCUGAAUCUACUAAAAUUUUUGAACGUGCUCGCGCUAUGGUACAUAAUGACCAAUGGCAACUAGAAAUUGUAAUCUCUGAUGGUAUUUGCGAAGACCAUGAAACAAUACAAAAACUGGUCCGCCGUGCUAGAGAAAACAAAAUUAUGCUGGUUUUUGUCAUCAUAGAUGGUAUUACUUCUAAUGAAUCCAUCUUAGACAUGAGCCAAGUGAACUACAUUCCAGAUCAGUAUGGCAAUCCGCAAUUAAAGAUUACCAAAUACUUGGACACAUUUCCUUUUGAAUUUUAUGUUGUUGUACACGAUAUAAGCGAACUACCCGAAAUGCUUUCACUGAUUUUGCGUCAAUACUUUACAGACCUGGCAUCCAGCUAA
Molecule: messenger RNA, 14733 nt
Organism: Saccharomyces cerevisiae S288C
Lineage: Eukaryota; Fungi; Ascomycota; Saccharomycetes; Saccharomycetales; Saccharomycetaceae
Gene: REA1
Product: AAA family ATPase midasin
Exons: 1
Coding region: 1-14733 (4910 amino acids)
Biological process (GO): ribosomal large subunit assembly
Cellular component (GO): nucleoplasm; nucleus; nucleolus
Molecular function (GO): ATP binding; ATP hydrolysis activity
Source: RefSeq, marked reviewed